Paramuricea clavata is the source of this 507-nucleotide messenger RNA. The record is from the annotation of a GenBank genome assembly. Lineage: Eukaryota; Metazoa; Cnidaria; Anthozoa; Malacalcyonacea; Plexauridae.
AUGAAAGUCACAUUAAAGUUAUGUAAUUCAUCGUCACCGACACCGAAUUGCCACCACUUCAAACUUUCCAAAAGCUCAACAUUAUCAAACGAAUAUGGGCGGUCAGCAUGCACCUCAGAUCCAAAUUUAAUGCCAGAAUAUAAAGACGUAUUUGGUGAAAUCGGCUGUUUACAAGGAGAAUAUCAUAUUAUUACUGAUCCUGAAGUUAAGCCCGUUAUACAUCCACCUAGAAUAAUUCCCAUCUCGAUGAUGGACAAACUUAAAGCAGAAUUAGAAAGAAUGAAACAACUUGACGUGAUAGAUACGAUUGAUGGACCAACCGAUUGGGUGAGUUCCUUGGUGAUCGUCGAGAAACCUAAUGGCCAAAUUCGCCUAUGUCUUGACCCAAGGGAUCUUAACAAAGCAAUCAAACGGCAUCAUCAUCCCAUGCCAACUGUCGAUGAAAUACUAGCUAAGCUUGAAGGAGCAAAAGUAUUUUCAAAAUUCGAUGCGUCAAGUGGAUAUUAA